Messenger RNA from Caenorhabditis sp. 36 PRJEB53466, 3960 nucleotides. NCBI's taxonomy places the organism in Eukaryota, Metazoa, Nematoda, Chromadorea, Rhabditida, Rhabditidae. The record is from the annotation of a GenBank genome assembly.
AUGUCCUCUGACGAAAGCGAUGCGAUUUCUAUCAAAGAAGAAGAUACGGUUUGUUGUUUGUACGAGAGCUACAAUUGAAAGUCGAUUUUAGACUAUGAGUGACGACGACGGCUCUGAUGUCGAAAUCAAAAGCUCAAAAAAGGAACGAAAACGGAAACUUGCUUCGGACAGUGAGGUACAUCGAUGAACGCAAAAUUCAGUUUUAAUUAUUCCCUUUUUAGAAAAGUGCUUCGGAGCAAGACGAUGAUGAAGACGACGAUGAUGAUGAGGAAGAGGUGACCCACAAAAAAGCCAAGAAUAAGAAGCGGAAGAAGAAAGCACCGUCCGGAAGAGACUUCAUCGCGUGGGACGUCGACGUCGACGACGAAGACGAAGAUGACGAUCAGGAUUACGACGAUGAAGACGAUCCUCGGAUGAAUGCUAUGAACGAGCGAGAAGAGGCAGAGCGUGCAAUGAAGGACUUGGAAAUGAAUCAGAGGAACCGCGAUCGGUUUAAGUUCCAAAACAUGUCUGAAGAUGAGGUUCAGAAGUACUUUGAAAACAAGUAUAAGGGCGAUAAAAAUGAUGGAGAGUACGACGACGAGGAUUCUGCGAUGGACGACAUCUCAAAGAACUCGCAUCUCCCAUCGACAAAAGAUCCGAACUUGUGGAUAGUGAAAUGCCGAAUGGGCGAGGAAAAGCUGGUUGCCAUGCAUUUGAUGCGCAAGUGUCUUGCUGUUGAGCACACGAAUGAGGUAAGCUAAUUUUAAGAGAUAAAGAAAACAUUCCGAAUUGCAGCCAUUCCAAAUCAAAUCAGUGGUCGUGAAGGAAGGUCUCAAAGGAAUGAUUUACAUUGAAGCAUUCAAACAGUCGCAUGUCAUGUCGGCCAUCGAAGGCUUUUCGGCUCUCAAUCAGUUCAACAUCGCCAUGGUCCCAAUCAAAGACAUGGUCGACGUUCUGAAAGUUGUAAAAGAUAUUCCGCAAUUGAAACUCGGUUCGUACGUUCGCCUGAAGAGAACCAUGUAUAAGGACGACCUGGCCGUUGUCGAUCUUGUGGAUAUUGCUCAAAAUCGUGUCAACCUAAAGUUGAUACCUCGAAUUGAUUAUCAAAGACGAAGAGGAGCCAUGCGUACAGAAGCCGACAAAAACUACAAACUGAAACGACGUCCGAUGCCGAAACUGUUCGAUCAGGACGCUAUCAAAGAGGUCGGAGGAGAAAUUGUGACAGACGGAGACUUUGUCAUGUUCGAGGGAAACCAUUUCCGUCGUGGCUUCCUGUACAAGUACUUCCCUAUUAAUGCAGUUCAAGCUGACGGCGUCAAACCAACUCUCGGAGAACUGGAAAAAUUCCAAGAGUCAAGCGAUGAUCUCAAGAGAGAAUGUAGGUAAUCUCAGAUUCGUUCCCAAAAAAUUGUACUUUUCCAGUGGAAACAACAUCUCUGAAAGACAGUGAAAACCCAUUUGUUCCGGGAGAUAUAGUGGAAGUGAAGGCCGGAGAGUUGGUGAACUUACGAGGAAAGGUUAUGUCAGUGGACGGAGCCAAAGUGGUCAUGAUGCCGGACCAAGAAGAUCUCAGAGAACCGAUUACCUUGAACGCGUCCGAACUGAGAAAGUAUUUCAAGCAGGGAGACCACGCGAAAGUGAUCAGCGGACGGUACGAGGGACACACCGGUCUGAUCGUUCGUAUUGCCGAUGCCACAGCCAUCAUGCUGUCCGAUCUUGGAAUGGAGGAGUUGAAAGUGCGUGUGAGAGAUCUGCAACUAUGUGCCGAUGUAACGACUGGAGUCGAUUCUCUCGGACAGUUCCAGUACCACGACCUGGUCCAAUUGGAUCACACUGGAACCGUCGGAGUUAUUGUCCGUCUUGAGAAAGAACAUCUCGAAGUUCUCAACAUGCACGGAGUUAUCAAUCGCAUGAAACCGCAGGCUAUCAUUUCCAAGAAGGAUGUCAAGUUCGCGAAAGUGCUCGACAGUCAGAACAACUCUGUGGAAGCGAAGGAUGUGGUCAAAGUUAUCAGUGGCCCGAAUGCAAAAGAACGGGAGACUGACGAGGAUCCAGUUGGAGAAGUGCUAUACGCAUUCCGAGGAACUGUCUUCCUUUACGCGCGCAAGAUAGCAAAGAACGGAGGAGUUCUCGUCUGCAGGCCGAAACAUUUGCUUCUGCAAGGAGCCAAAUCAAAGGCAAACACAAAUGUAGUGGCUCGUAUGGCAUCCCCCAAUCCAAUGGCUUCUCCACGACAUUCUGGAGGAAUGACUCCAGGGUCGCACGACGGCAUGUCAAGUCGUGGAAGUACUGGAAGUCAGACACCGAGAAACGGAGGAGGCGGACAUGGAAAUCACUUCGGAACGGCUAACCAGCAGAGAAUUCGACGCGACCUGACUAUAAUCGGAAAGAACGUUCGCAUUAUCAAAGGGCCUAUGAAAGGUCUGUUCGGAAUCGUCCGUGAUGCCACCGAUGACACCGUUCGAGUCGAGUUGCACACACAGUGCAGAACCAUUUCGGUGGAUCGUGCUCGUGUCAUGGUCGUUGGAGACACUGGAAUUACCGCUGGACACACCGGAUCCUCCUCGUUUUAUAACCAGUCGAAGACUCCGAUGCGCGACUCUUCCAAGACCCCGAUGUACGGCUCGAAGACUCCGAUGUAUGGAGCACAGACCCCAAUGUACGGUGCGAUGACUCCUCGCGCGGGAGACCGUACUCCGCACUACGGUUCGAUGACGCCAGCUUACGAUGGAGGCAGAACGCCAGCAUAUGGAGAAGGCGGACGAACUCCCGCGUACGGAGGAGGCAAGACUCCCGCCUACACCGACGACGAUCAUACCACGACGGCAUCGUCAGCGCGUACUCCAGCUUAUGAAAACGAAGGCGCAAGGACUCCGGCUUACGGAAAUACGGAAGGUGCGCGCACUCCAGCAUACGCCAGAACUCCUGCUUACGAGCACGAGCCGCCCAGAACUCCUGCCUAUGAAGCGCCAUCCAGAACUCCAGCUUAUGACGCUGGAAAGACGCCGUCGUACGGAGAUGUGGACAACUCGAGAACUCCCGCGUACGAGAGAAACAAUGACUAUGAGACUCGUAAGUUCUGCGCAUCUCUAACCUAUCUACAAUAAAUUUGUUUUCAGCGAUGAGCCCGGCCUACAAUCCGGAGCCAGCCAUGACGCCAACCUACGACGGUUCUGCUCCGAGAACUCCGGCAUUCGGAUCGAGCCGCACCCCAGCAUACAACUACGAUGUCGGCAGUCCGACUUACGAAGAACCGGAGGCCGAUGCUAAACCGGAGGAAGAACCCGGAGACACCUCUUCUCCGACUUACGAAAACCCCGAUGAAUCGUACGUUGUGGCCACUCCCGGGGCAAUGCUCAAUCCAGCAACUCCUGGAGCUUAUCACGUGGACACUCCUGGAUUCGCUGCUCCAAUGACUCCGGGAAGCGGCACGUAUAAUGACUUUGCUGCUCCGUCGCCGUUUAUGGGAGGACUUCAAUACGAUGCGAACACGUACAGCUCGGCUGGCGGCACAGUCGAAAGCAUUCGUAAGUUCGAAAUCUAUGUGUAACAGAUCGAAUUGAAACGUUUUUCAGCUGAUCACUUCUUGGCUCAAGGAGUCUGGAUCGUGCCGCAGCUCUGCGUUACCAUCAAGGAACAUGAGGAUAGGUACAACGACCGUGAAGCAAUCAUUAAGGAUGUGUACGAAGGACGUGUUGACGCCUACAUUCCAGACCUCAAGUGCAACGUGGAGGUUGAAUUCGAUCAAAUGGCUCCGAUGAGACCGCAACAAGGAGAUGACGUGAGUUUCUGUCUAAACAAUGGGAGUUAUUCAAUGCUUCCUUAUUUCAGGCUCGUGUCAUAUUCGGAUCAGAAGCUGGACAUAGUGGCACACUGGUGCAGGUGGACGGCACUGAAGCUGUUAUCCGAUCUCGCGAAACGUUCUCCGAUAUGCGAGUCGUCAACAUCGGAUUGUGCUGCAAGAUGCACAGCAGUUAA